This is a messenger RNA of Drosophila gunungcola (fruit fly), 5177 nucleotides long. RefSeq lists its product as uncharacterized. The transcript is spliced from 3 exons. Bases 93 to 3767 code for a protein of 1224 amino acids. The record is from RefSeq and is a predicted model, not a curated record. NCBI's taxonomy places the organism in Eukaryota, Metazoa, Arthropoda, Insecta, Diptera, Drosophilidae.
CAUCGUUGUGCCAGUAUAGAAUUACUUUAAUCAAAAAAGCCAAAUAAAAGUUAAGAAUUUAAAUACAGACUAUACACUCAAGUGUUAAGAAAAUGGUACACAAAACGAUCUUGAACUUAAACCAUUUUUGUUAUUAUGAGUUAUUUAAACAAAUGAAAAUCAGCUGUGAAACAUCAAGUACAGCCCGUACACUCGCAGAAAUUAUAUACAAAGAUUUAAUUAAUUUCAUCGCUUGCCGCAGACAGUUUCGAGAUCUGUUCUAUGAGUGGGAUAAGGAUUUUUAUAAAAGUUUAUUUUUACUUUAUCUGAGCUGUACAAGUGACAUAAAAAUCGACUUUGCCGAAAUGUACACACGUCUACAAAAUAUCCCCGCAAAGGAAAAGGAUGCCUAUUGGAAAUCCGUUAGUUUUGCUAUUGAACAGAAUGAAAACCUGACCAGUGUCGAGUUGCGAUAUACACCACAGAAUUACAACUGUGAACACAUUGAGGUGUUUCAACUCGUAAUAAAUCAGCUGAAGAGGAAAAAACGUUUAAGUGUAUUGAAAAUGCAUAUUUCUGGUUACACUGUUGAAGACCUUGCGGGAUUUGGAAAUCUCAAAACGCUAUUCCUGGAUGCUCGAGUAAAUUUGGAUGAGUUGAGCAGAUGCUGCAGCAAUAACCCCAACUUAUGGGAUCUUACAGUCCUUAAUGGCGAAUCGGCGGGACGUCGCUUGGCCGAGAUCACACCGCAUUGCAGCCAAGUUAGCAGGUUUAAGUUCAAUAUGAAUACGGAUGGUGAUGCCACAAAAUACGCUCCAUUGGCCAAAAUGACCAGCCUCGAAGAGUUGAAAAUUGGUGGAGUGCAUAUGCAGGGAACGUUGCAGACACUUUUUAGAGCAUUCUCCAGAAAGACUACCAAGCUUCUCAGAAAAUUAUCCAUAGAGGAUGCUUUCAUAGACUUUGAGGAGACCAAGGCCUUGUCCCAGAUUAGAUCGUUAAACGAACUAAGAUGUGGGUUUCUGGAUUCUCAAGAUAUUGAACAUAAGUCUUACCUGAACUUAAAACCCUUUUCCCAACUGAAUUACCUGAACGUUCUAGAGGUACUUUCAAAACACGAUAACAGAAGUAUCUCAGAGCAAAUUUUCAGCAUAUUAAAGCAGUCUCAGGGAAAGAUGGAAAUACUUUUGACAGACUGUUUAAUAAAUUGGGAUCCCAAGGGUAAUCUGCAACUUUUUCUCAAUAACGUGAAUGCCUCUGAUUAUGGGGCCCUGCUCAUGUUGCCAACUUUAAAAAGCCUUAAAAUAAACGGCUCUCAUAAUCCAGGUUCUCUUGUAGAACUUUUCGAAAAGUUCGCGUUGUGUCAGUCUUCGAUUUUAAUAAUAAAAACGAUUAACCCAUUUAUGGCUUAUGAUACCCUACGUUAUAGAGGCUGGCAGUUCAGACCUCCAAUGGUUCCAGUGAUUAACGCCCAAGAAACUAGAGCCCUGUCGACUUGUAGGAAAUUGAAAAAGUUAGUCUGUGGAUUCUCCGAUACCGAGAACAUAGAUCUUCUACAUAAUCUUUUAGAACUCGAAGAUCUAACCAUUACCAGUAAGCCAUCGAAAGGAUCACUACAGAAUCUUUUUUCCGCCCUGGCUUCAAGGGUACCCUUUUCAACCCUUCAAUAUUUUCGGCUUUGGGAAGGAGCGAUCAAUACUCAGGAGGCUAGGGAGCUGGCCCAAAUACGAUCUUUGGUGGAGUUGCAGUGCGGCUUUGACAACGCUGAAGACAUCGGGAAAUUCGCAGACCUAGCUAAAGAAAAUCUAAAGGUGCUUAGCAUUACCUCGCUACAAGACUUCCACGAAACUUCGCAUGGUAUACUCAAAGUUUUACAGGCCUCCGAAAGCGAAAUGUUCUUCUCCACCAGGGACAUUAUAAUAAAGUCUGACCGCUGUCUAAAUUUCCUAGGCCUCCAAAUGAGUAUUACCGAAAGAUACACAGAUGAUAGCUUGCUAGUUGCCCUGGCCAAUGUUGAGUGGGUAGAAAACCUUGGAAUAAGCAUUAAACGAGGCAAUUUAGGAAAACUAUUUAACGCCAUAGCAAUGAGAGAUAAUAACCGACUGAAGAAAAUUGUAAUAAGCGACGGGUCUCUCGAUUUUAAUGAGACCCUUGAAUUAGCCAAUAUGAAAUCUCUAAAAGAGUUUAAUGGCACAUUGACAGACGCACGGAGCAUCAAACACUUAAAGCAUUUAACUUACCUCGGACUUGGUAAUUCCUUUGGCAACAGUUUUCCAGAGAGUAUUGUUGACAUUUUUAAUUCUGUUAAGGAAGAAUUAACCAUAAGUCUGGGGGGAGAAGAAAUAAGUUUUAACCAGACUACUGGCCGGUUAACACUGUGUAACGCAUUUGCGAAACAUUCUCCCAAAAUGGCCAGAGACAUCACUCCACUAGCAAGCGUUAAGAACUUAAAGUCAGUUCGAAUUUCAGGAGCUAGAAAAGUUAGAUCACUCCAAUCUUUUUUGGCCCAACUAGCCACAAGGCAAAGUCCGUCUCUUCGCGAGGUGAUAAUGGAAACAAGAAAUGAUGAAAUUGAGUCUGGCGUUUUGAAGUUCAGCACUUUGGAGUUCAGGGAAGUGGCAUCCAUCAAGUCAAUAAGGACGCUUAAAUGCGGCUUUUCGGAAUCUAAGGACCUUGAAUUACUGGCUGGCUUACCGGAACUAAACUAUUUAGUUGUUGGCUUCGAUCAAGAGGAUGUUUUGAAAGGCCUCCUCAGGAAACUUUCAUUGAAUGACAUUCCAGUUCCAGACAAUUUGCCUGCUCAAGGCAUAGUGGGUUUUGAAAUACGAUUGCACCAAAUUUUUCUUAAGGAAAUGAUCAUUUUGAAGGAUAAGGGGAAUCCUUUCGUUGUGGAGCUGUUUAAGAUGUUGGCCUUGGUAAGCGGAUCAAACCUACAGAGUUUGAUACUCAAAGGUGCCCCCAUCACCCGGGAGGAAGCCGAAGAAAUUUCAAAAAUAAAGUCAUUGCAGAGACUUAUUUACAGAUUUGGAAAAUUAAAAGACAUUAGAGGUCUCUUGCGGUUAAAUGAAUUGACAACUCUCAUUAUUGGAUGCAGAAAUGCUCAUAUGGCAUAUCCUGAAGAGUACGAUGAGGUCGAAACUUUGAUGACUCGAAUUCCAGAGCACGUUUCGCGAGAUCUUCUGUCAUCACAUUUUAGGGGUCUCGUGGGCGUGGCUCAGCACUUGGACCGUCAAAGAUUGCUGAUUGAGUUGCCAAAAGAGGUGUGGUCCCUAAAAUUGAUAUUUGAACCAUUGCCUGCAGGUCUGACACACCAGCUCCAGGAACUGAUCAUAACCUACAGGUAUCUAGCUUUCGAAGAGGCCCAAAGGAUUGCUCAAAUCGCAUCAUUGAGAAGGCUUAGGUGUGGACUCCGAGAUGCCAUUAGCUUUACCGUUUUGUCAAACCUCACUCAACUUGAAUGCUUGGAAAUCAAGUCGUAUCCAAUGUUCAUGGACAUAUCUGAUUACCUGGUGCUAUGUUUCAAGGAAUGUCCGAAGCUCCAGUCCAUCGACUUGCACUUUAAUCCUCGAGUGCAGUUUAUCAGUGCUGAUUUUACGCAGCGCGCAAUCGAAGCACUGAAAUCAGUUCGAGAUCCAAAGCAUCGAAGUCCACUGAGGCUCAGCUGUUUCGUUAGUCAGGUUUUUAUUGAACCGAAAUAUUUCAGCGAUGAGCAGUAUUUAAAUCUAUCCAUUAAGGAAUACCAGGAAGAUAAGGUUCUAUGGAUAUAUUAUAAAGACCAUCAAUCUGUUUAAAAAUGUAUCAAAAUGUUAUAGCUUUUAGGGCUAAGAAAGAUACAUUAUUUGGAUAGAUGUAUUAUAAUACUAUGGUAUUUUCCAAUCGAAGUACAGAAUAGAUUAGAGAAGUGCAUGUUUGUUCACUUUGGACCCACACAUUACUUGAAAGUAGUCUUUUAACAUAUUUAUUCUUGAAUCUUCUUGAAUCAAACUAUUAUUUGGUUUUAUUUUUAUUUAUCAACGCUAGUAGAUAAACAUAUUUUACCUUAAGGUAAUAGUUGAAUCAUUACAUUCAUUGUCACCAGCAUAUAUAAUUAUACAUAUGUUUUUUUGCGAUUCUAAAAAAUGUUAAAAAUUGGUAAUGUUUUAUAUAUUUUAUAUAUUAUUCCUUUGUCUGCACAUUUGUGUGCGGUUCUGCCAGACUACUACGUAGUUAGCUCUGGGCUCUCGGGUAAUGAACAUCGGCCGAAAAUAAAAACUAAGGCACAUUUCUAGCAAGCACAGCAAUAAAUGGCAUAAUGAAGGAAUUAAUGAAUGGACGAGGACCAAGGAUGGGAGCAGAGGUGGUGGCAAGGGGGGACGAACUUAUGCAAAUGCAAAUGAAAAUUAAUUUAAUCCGCAGUACGAGUAAAUUUUCCAUUUUAAUUUAAUUACAUGGACACUGCCUACGUGAGCGACAGCUAACCAAAGACAGAAAAAAGAAAAUCAAAUAAAAAACGGACACUUUUAAGCAACCAUUUUUUUGCCACCAGCCGAGCUUUCUUUUUUGAGGUGGGCGGAUGGGUGGAUGGGCGGUGUCCUAACUAUGAAAUGCUCGUGUGUCCACUUAAAGCCAAUUGGCCAAUUAUUUUAAGCCGCAACGGUCAUUUAGCCCGGAUGCGGAAAUUAUGAAGGUUCCGACCUUGGGGCGUGGGGCAAUUAAUUAGGGCGAUUUUCGUAAGUCCUUGCUUAUGAAAUUAAAAUGCAAUUUUCAUUAAAAUUGCGCAUCGUUGUCCCCAGCAUCGUAGUCCCUCAACUGUGUCCGCCUUAUUUAAUUAUCCAUUUUGCCUACAAGAGCUCCUCGCUAAUAGCGAAAUAAGCCCGGACCGGACAGGCCAAAAAAGAAAUGAGCCCGUCAGACGGCCAGGGAAAAUCGGGACAUUGCCAACGGGCAGAUGAGGAGCAAGUCAAAAUAACAAAUUAAUUAGUAAAAAAGCAAUUAUUCCUUCUGCGUUUUUUGCGCUCUCGAAUCCAUUUGCAUUGAGCCCAAUUGAAUGGCAAAUUACAUUGCAAAGCAAGCCUGAAUAUUAACAGUGUAAAGGUCAGUAUAGACAGCUGAGAAAUAAAAGCUUAAUCCUCUAUAUUGUAUAUAGUACAGUAUAUUUUAAAUAUGUGACUUGCUAUAAAUCGUUGUACAUCUGUACUAGGUUUUUUUUUAUUGUCAUUUAG